AUGAGACACGUUGUCCAGAGCGUCAGCGAAGGGAAUGCUGCGCGCUGGCAAUCCAUGGUGGUGGAGCCACAGCCCCCGCAGCCGACGGCACCGGCGCCGGCGCCGGCGCCGGCGCCCGCUGCGGCAGGAUCCAGCGACUGCGCCAGCCCAAGAUCUCCAGACAUCAGCACCACUGCUUCCUCCUCCCCGCCGCCGGAGGAGUCGUCCCCAUCCGGGCGCGGGGUGGUUCUGGAGCUGCCUGCUGCGGAUGUGGAGAGGCUCGGUCCGCACGCCUUGGACUUCCUGGAAGCCGCGGCGUGCCCCAGUCGCGGCUGGUGGGGCACUUUGGGGCAGGUCCUAGGCCGGCGCUGGCUCUUUUCCUCCCUGCGCGGCGUGGUCGAUGAGCUGACUCUGGUGGUGCCUGUGGACCUAGACCCGUGGGAGGUGACUUGGGACUUUAGCCAGAACCUGAAGUUGCCCAGCAUGCGCUUCGCUGUGGUGCUUCAUCUGGACGUCAGCGCCAGCUGCCGGUUUUCCCGUGUGUCCGCGGCUUUUCCGGAAGAGCUCACCCUCAACGUGGCUCGCUGCCUGCAGGAGCAAAUUCAGCAGUGGGACUUGCGAGAGAUCGACCCACGCUUCGCGGGCUUCACGCAGCCUGCCCGUGUCACUUUUGAUUUGGAGGCAGAAUGGAUUUCCCAGCAGAUGUUGAGACUCACCACGAAGAAUCUCGGCUCUCGUUUGGACCUACCGGCCUCCUGA
Messenger RNA from Effrenium voratum, 738 nucleotides. NCBI's taxonomy places the organism in Eukaryota, Dinophyceae, Suessiales, Symbiodiniaceae. The record is from the annotation of a GenBank genome assembly.